ACGAGCAAGCAUUGCACACAAGGCAAGCAGGCUUACUGCAGUCCUCCGCUAGACUGCCCGCUCUACCAGCGUUCGUGCACAGCAGCAGGAGAUGAAGAUGUCGAGAAGCUCCGUCUUGCUGCUCAUCGCAAUCGCAUGUAUCUCGAGCGCUGGUGCUUUCCGACAGCCAGUUGUGUUCCCGCCGCUGGAUGCUUCCAAGUACGAGGAUGCUAGUGCACACGAGUUGCCUGAGCAACGAAUCAUCGCAACCGAUAGCGCGGUUCCUGAAGAAAACCACGAGCAUGCCGACGAUAGGCCAGCCACAGCUCCGCACGAGGAGCUGCCCCGAUCAAACGAAACUCGCGGCGAGCCGAUCGCGUUAGCUCAGCGGAGUUCCACAAUUCGAAUCAAGGCCCCCGAGCAUUCGCUGGCCGUGUGGAACUCUGAUGGAACAAUAUGCAUUCUGGCGAGAUUCCAAGCGACUUUCGAAAUUCCGUACGCCACAGCGUCAGGCAAGAAAUAUGCAUCAAUCAAGAUGCCCCCAAACCGGGAACUAGCAACGCGAGGUGUUUGUCCUACGGAAUCGAGAGAACCGCUAUUCGAAGUGCAGUGGCCACUGUUCAAGUUCAUUAUGCAUUUCGCUAGAAUUCAUUCGCCCAGCUCAUGGUACGUGAACAAAAUCGAAGUUCAAUACAACACGAAUUCGCCGCUCUUCCCUGGAGCUCUCAAUCCAGGACGGCGUUACGCUUCGGCCACGCAAAACAUCAGUCUGUUCAAGACGCCGAUGGGCCAAUCUUAUGGUUGUCCCCUCUAUCCGCCCCUGGUGCUCACGCAUCAGAAUUCGUCCUCGGAAAUUAGGGUUAAACUCAGGGAUAUUCGGCUUCAAGCUUAUCAGCUGACAGGAAACUACGGACCCCUCUCGCGUUGCCAGCAAGUGGCCAUGGCCCAUACACUGGAUCCAUACAACUACGACCGGACAGUCCCCGUAGCUGUGGGUAGCACCUUGGCCGGGGUAUCUCUCGCGACCAUCGUUGGUUACGCGCUCUACAGAUCGAUGUUCGCCACCAAAGUUGACUAUGGGAACAUCCGUUGA
Molecule: messenger RNA, 1072 nt
Organism: Galendromus occidentalis (western predatory mite)
Lineage: Eukaryota; Metazoa; Arthropoda; Arachnida; Mesostigmata; Phytoseiidae
Product: lysosome-associated membrane glycoprotein 5
Exons: 1
Coding region: 92-1072 (326 amino acids)
Biological process (GO): establishment of protein localization to organelle
Cellular component (GO): plasma membrane; late endosome membrane; lysosomal membrane
Source: RefSeq, a predicted model, not a curated record